Panicum virgatum (switchgrass) is the source of this 1052-nucleotide messenger RNA. Its product is annotated as homeobox-leucine zipper protein HOX18-like. NCBI's taxonomy places the organism in Eukaryota, Viridiplantae, Streptophyta, Magnoliopsida, Poales, Poaceae. Gene Ontology annotation, biological process: regulation of DNA-templated transcription. The transcript has 3 exons. Bases 277 to 969 code for a protein of 230 amino acids. The record is from RefSeq and is a predicted model, not a curated record. Gene Ontology annotation, molecular function: DNA-binding transcription factor activity, RNA polymerase II-specific; sequence-specific DNA binding.
UUCGCACACGAAACUGACCUUGUCCUGCCAUUAUAUUGUUUCCCGGGCAUGAACAGUAUGUAGUCGCCUGUCUACACCUAUAAAGCAACGCCAAACCUUCAUACGCCGGCUACUCACUAUACUACUCCCUAAUCCUUACCUUCUCCUCCUCGAUCUCCAUUGCGAACCGGCCUCUUCUUCCUCUUCAUCGGAGUGAUCUAUACUAGGCUAGGGCGUUGCUAGCUAGCAGCUAGGUCUCUGUGCAGUGACGAACUGACUCUCGAUUGGACACCCGCCAUGUAUAGCGCUAGUGCCAUGGAGGCCGAGGAUUUCGGGAAAUCAUGGCUCGGCCUAGGGAUAGGCGGCGGCGAUCUGAAGCGGAGCCACGGCGAGCGGAGGUCGGCGGUGCGGCUCGACUUGCUGUUCCCGCAGCAGAGCGUCAAGGAAGAAGAAGCUGCGGUGGGCAGCACCAAGGCAGAGAAGGGUGCUCGGAAGAGGUUGAAGAUCACCGAUGACGACGGCGUCGGCCGCCGGUCUCUCGAGCCGAGCCCGAGCGACGACGGCGGCGCAGGCGCGAGGAAGAAGCUCCGGCUCACCAAGGAGCAGUCGACCCUGCUCGAGGACACCUUCCGCGCCCACAACAUACUUUCCCACGCUCAGAAGCACGAGCUCGCGCACCAGGUGAAUCUAAGCGCGAGACAGGUAGAAGUGUGGUUCCAAAACAGGAGAGCAAGAACAAAGUUGAAGCAGACGGAGGUGGACUGCGAGAUCCUGAAGCGGUGCUGCGAGAGCCUCACCGGCGAGAACCAGCGGCUGAAGCACGAGCUCGCGCAGCUGCAGCGGUCGGCGGCGGCCGGGCUCUACGUGCAGCUCCCGCGGCGGGGGGCCCCGCCGGCGAAGGCCACCAUAUGCCCGUCCUGCGACAAGGUCACCCUGACGACGAGCGGCGGCGAGACAAGCAAGAGCUCCAGCGGCAGCUAUUCCUCCUGAGCGAGAUCGAGGACGAAGCCUAGUAUAUAUAUAUAUAUAUAUAUAUAUAUAUAUAUAUAUAUAUAUAUAUAUAUAUAUAUAUA